Molecule: messenger RNA, 2295 nt
Organism: Drosophila eugracilis
Lineage: Eukaryota; Metazoa; Arthropoda; Insecta; Diptera; Drosophilidae
Product: pseudouridine-metabolizing bifunctional protein C1861.05
Exons: 1
Coding region: 46-2148 (700 amino acids)
Molecular function (GO): kinase activity; pseudouridylate synthase activity
Source: RefSeq, a predicted model, not a curated record
UGUAGAUCAGCAGGCGUGCGUUUGGUUUGUUUUGAUUUGAUUCCAAUGUUGCUCCGGAGAUGUGUUCUGUUUCCGUUUCCCGCCGUGCGAUUUGUGCGACGGAGUCUCCACCGUCAGCAUGACCACAUUGUACUCCAUCCUGAGAUCAGGAAAGCGUUGCAGCUUCAAAAGCCGGUCGUUGCCCUAGAGUCCACGAUCAUUACGCAUGGAAUGCCUAUGCCGGAAAACGUACUUACUGCGUUGGCGGUAGAGGAGCAAGUUCGGCUAAACGGAGCCAUUCCCGCCACCAUUGGCAUUCUUGACGGACGAAUCAAGGUCGGUCUAACCCGAGAGGAGCUUACCACGCUGGCCAAGAAGCCCAGGGAGCAGGUGAUCAAGUGCUCCAGGAGAGACCUACCCUUCGUGGUAUCCAGAAGACAGAGUGGUGGAACCACUGUUGCCGCCACAAUGAUCAUUGCCCAUCGAGUGGGAAUAAAGGUCUUUGCCACAGGGGGAAUUGGCGGUGUUCAUCGCAAUGGCCACGAGUCCUUAGAUGUUUCCGCAGAUCUCACCGAGCUGGGUCGCACUCCGGUGGCAGUCGUGUGCAGCGGCGUCAAAUCCAUUUUAGACAUUCCUCGCACACUGGAAUACUUAGAGACCCAAGGUGUGUGUGUGGCCAGUUUCGAAAGUCCUGGUGGUGUCUUUCCAGAUUUCUACACACGGGAUAGCGGCUGCACAGUUCCCUACAACCUCAACAGCGUUCAGGAGGCGGCAGAGCUAUUGCGAUACUGGCGGGAGCUAAGACUAAAGUCCGGGCUGCUUAUUGGUGUCCCCAUUCCGGAGGAGUUUGCUGCAGAUAAAUUAAAAAUUGAAGAGGCUAUUAAGGAAGCAACGGCCCAGGCUAAAACUCAGGGAAUUUCCGGAAAGGAGGUGACUCCAUUCUUACUCGCCGCCAUAGCCAAGAUCACUGAGGGCAGGAGUCUUCAGUCCAAUAUAGCUCUGAUAAAAAAUAAUGCGAAAGUGGCUGCUCAAAUAGCCGCUUCUCUUAGCGAUGUGUCCACAGAAAUCGAAAACACAGGCAAAAGAACCUUGAACAGAAAACCUCUGGUUGUGGGAGCCUCCAUCCUGGAUCUCUCUUUUAAAAUAGACGACCAGAAUCGGGAAGUGAAGCUGGAUGGAUCCACAUAUUCCUCAGUAGCAAAACAGGCUGCUGGUGGAGUAGGUCGGAACAUAGCGGAGGGCAUUUACAAGCUAUACGGGGAUGUUAAUUUUAUAUCCGCCGUGGGUAACGAUCAGAUGGGACAAACACUGCUUCAGAUGAUGCCAAAGGCGCUGCAUCGGGGUAUGAUCCUUGAAGACAGCCAUAACACCUCACUGUGCUCCGUCAUUUUCGAUAAAUUUGGAGAUUGCAAGCUAAUCUUGGGAAACAUGGAAAUUCACCAAAGCAUUACACCCGAAACCCUCCAAGCGCAUCAUAAACUCUUCCGUGAGGCUCCUAUUAUCAUAAUGGACAGCAACAUUUCGGAGCAAGCCAUGGCCAGCAUCCUGCAUCAGGCACAAAAGAACAAGAUUCCCGUUUUUUUUGAACCGACGGAUAUGUUUAUUGCGGGAAAACCGUUUAAACUGCUGCCAGAGCUGACAAAGAACAUACGCCUGAUAAAACCGAAUUUCCAAGAGUUAAAGACCAUCACGGAGGCCAUCACAGGUGAAACUGUGCAACUUAAUCUAGAUAACAAACUCCCACAACCGGAACUUCUUCAUCAAGCGAAAUCCAUGAUCAAAAAAAUUGACUGUCACUUCAAUUGCAUCAUAGCCACCCUAGGUAGCCACGGUGUCCUUUUCAGCUAUAGACAGGAUGCAGACAAUGAUUCUAGGAUGCUUUUGGACGUAAGCAAAUUCGCACCGCCCCACCGUAUUCGUUUCUUUGCCGCUCCUACAGUUCACAAUAUUGUCAAUGUCUCGGGAGCGGGUGACAGUUUCUGUGCUGGGUUUAUCACUGCCCUGCUGCAAGGGCGAGUCCUAGACGAAUGCGUAGCCGGCGGUUUCGUUGCUGCUGAAAGAGCUCUCCAAUCAGAGUCUGCGGUGCCCAAAACCUACUUCUCAAUACAGGAAACCUUUGAGAGUCGUUACAAGCAAACUGUGAAAAUCAUCCAACAGCAAAGCAUUUAGAUGGUAUUUAGUGACCGAAAAGAACAAUGGCAUUUAAACAGGACUUUUUCUUUAUUCCUAUGUGUUUUCUUAAAGUGUACAAGAUAAAAAUGUGUUUAGUAAGCCCAUCUGAAAGAUGCAAUUAAACCAAUUGAUAUUGUUAACUUA